UGCUAGGUGGGAGAUUAGUAGGGAAUGCAAAGCAAUCCAGCCUGCCACUCAGCUGAACGCUGGCCUUCACGGGGGGAAUGCAAGGAGACCAGAAUGGGAAAGAACCGGAGGAAGAGGAAGUGUUGGGAGAAUUGGAAGGGGUCAAUGAGGCACUAAUAAGGAAACACCAGCUUCCACUCUCCGCACAGUCAGCCUUCAGCUACAUCCCACCCCGACACAAGGACCCACCGGAACUUAGUUAUUUUUACCAGGAGAUACUCCAUCGAUGUGACAGAGAACACGCAAAAAGCAGAGGACUUCACAUUAAUGACGAGGAAAAGAAAAGGCCUGUAGCUAUCUUGUCUUCUUCUGAAUAUGGGCGGCAUAUCAACAAACCCGUGGAACAGCUAAUCCGAGACUACGUCCGCAUUAAUCACGUAAAGGCUGAGUUCUACAGAAAAAAUGGAAUAGCUUGCUUGGUAGAAAAAUGAAUCCAACUUAAGAGUCUACUGUGAUAGAUACCUAACAGCAAGAUGAUAUCAAAUUCCCGUAGUGUCCUGCUUGGAUUUACAGUUCAAAUGUAACAUUACAAUAUCUUCAUAUAUUUAUUGCUGGGGUUUUAGCUAAAAUCAGCAUCUUUAAGGACCUUAUUUAGGUCCUUAAAGCAUGAUAUUUGUGCGACCGCCAGUUAAUACCUCCCCAUUUUUUUUCCCCUCCUGGAAAAAUUGUGAAGAUUUCACCAAAAAAAGUGGAUUGACACUCUUAACACACUAGAAUAGCCAUGUAUUAAUUUGAAAAUAAUCACCUCUGUCAUUUCUUAUCUAUGAUUUAUAGGAUAGUUUUCGUUCUUUUAGUAUUAUCAAAACUAAAGGACUUGGUAGCAUGUAUUGUUGCUUAAUAUGCUUUUCCUUCCAAUUUCCUCUCUUCGUUAAUGUUUUAUAAGUGUGUUUGGAAUGCUUAACUAAGGAGAUCACCAUUUAAAGGAAAAAAAUAUUGAGAAAAAUAUCUAUCAACCUGCUUAUAUAUCAAGAAUGCACAUGUGUUUAUAUAUAAGCUGCGCAUUAGCAAUAAAGAUCAGCUGAUAAGAUGGGCAGCUUCAUGACAAUGAAUUCUCAAUGCUGAGCACAAACAUUAAAGCUUGACAUUA
This is a messenger RNA of Thamnophis sirtalis, 1126 nucleotides long. Lineage: Eukaryota; Metazoa; Chordata; Lepidosauria; Squamata; Natricidae. The record is from RefSeq and is a predicted model, not a curated record.